Messenger RNA from Drepanopeziza brunnea f. sp. 'multigermtubi' MB_m1, 384 nucleotides. The record is from RefSeq and is a predicted model, not a curated record. Lineage: Eukaryota; Fungi; Ascomycota; Leotiomycetes; Helotiales; Drepanopezizaceae.
AUGGGUAUAUCUCUCUUAGGAGCUCGAUCAAUCUCGCAAUCGAUCGUGAAUGUGAAUAUUGAAGUUAUUGUCGAUAGCUACGUCGAAGUUGAUGUUGUUGAUGUGGUUGUUGAUGUGGUUGUUGAUGUGGUUGUUGAUGUUGAUGUUGAUAUUGAUGUUGAUGUCGACGAUGAAGAAGAAGAUGAUGAUGAUGAUGAUGAAGUUGAUGAUAGGAGGGGGGAUAUUGCUGGCCGAAUCGGCGGCCCGUUCGCCCUCUCGGCCACCCUUGGUGUCGGAAUGGUUCGCCUUGAGUUGUUGGAGGAAGCUCGGCGGGCGGGCAGUUGUGUACGGGGUAUGGAGAGGAUGGAGUACGUACGGAGUACCGGUACUGUACGGAGUAGGUAG